Messenger RNA from Ochotona curzoniae (black-lipped pika), 2595 nucleotides. RefSeq names its product 15-hydroxyprostaglandin dehydrogenase (gene HPGD). Gene Ontology annotation, molecular function: oxidoreductase activity, acting on the CH-OH group of donors, NAD or NADP as acceptor. The coding region runs from base 53 to 841 and encodes 262 amino acids. Gene Ontology annotation, cellular component: cytoplasm. Lineage: Eukaryota; Metazoa; Chordata; Mammalia; Lagomorpha; Ochotonidae. The record is from RefSeq and is a predicted model, not a curated record. The transcript is spliced from 7 exons.
CUGAGCUGGGACUCGGAGCUCGCCCACCCGCAGCUGGAGCAGCCGCUUCACCAUGCACGUGAACGGCAAAGUAGCGCUGGUGACCGGCGCGGCGCAGGGCAUCGGGAGAGCAUUUGCAGAGGCGCUGCUCCACAAGGGCGCCAAGGUAGCGUUGGUGGAUUGGAAUCUCGAGGCAGGUGUCCAGUGCAAAGCAGCCCUCGAUGAGCAGUUCGAACCCCAGAAGACUCUGUUCAUCCAGUGUGAUGUGGCUGACCAGCAACAACUUAGAGAGACUUUUAGAAAAGUUGUAGACCACUUUGGAAGAUUGGAUAUUUUGGUCAAUAAUGCUGGAGUAAACAAUGAGAAAAACUGGGAAAAAACUCUGCAAAUUAAUCUGGUUUCUGUUAUCGGUGGGACUUAUCUUGGUUUGGAUUACAUGAGUAAACAAAACGGAGGUGAAGGUGGCAUCAUUAUCAAUAUGUCAUCACUGGCAGGACUUAUGCCUGUGGCACAACAGCCUGUUUAUUCUGCUUCAAAGCAUGGAAUAAUUGGAUUCACUCGUUCAGCAGCGAUGGCUGCUAACCUCAUGAACAGUGGUGUGCGGCUGAAUGCCAUUUGCCCAGCCUUUGUCAACACACCUAUCCUGGAAUCCAUUGAAAAAGAAGAAAACAUGGGUCAAUAUAUAGAAUAUAAGGAUCAUAUCAAGAAUAUGAUGAAAUUAUAUGGAAUUUUGGACCCAUCAAUGAUUGCCAAUGGAUUAAUAACACUCAUUGAAGAUGAUGCUUUAAAUGGUGCUAUUAUGAAGAUCACAACAUCAAAGGGAAUUCAUUUUCAAGAAUAUGAUACACUGUUAUCUCAUUGAACAUCUUAUAUAUGAACUGUAACUGAAAAUGAGUACAAAUGACUGAUUCACAUCAUCAUCUUCAUCUAAUUUUCCUGUUUUUACUGAAAUGUUACUUGGAUGCCUUCUUUCAGAUAUAUCAUGUUAAGUUUUCUGGAGGCUUUCCUUCUUGCAUUUGGUGUAAACUAUUGUAACAAAAAGAAAUGUUAUAUAAACCAAAACUAGAAUGUGAAGACAUAUGAUCUUUGCAGUCUAAAUAAUGACUAAAACAAAGGCUAUCAAAGUAAUAUUUUCUCUUUCAGAAUAUGUAUUUUAAAUCUGUGGAUCAUAAAUACUGUUUUUAACAGUUUUAGCUUAAAAGAAGUUCUUGAAUUGCUAUUUAAAUCAAACCAUGUGUAAAAAGCUCAGUGUGUUCACACUAUAAAAGAGGAAACUACAAUGGUAAAUGUAUAGUUGUAACAAUUCUACUUGUAUAUUACCUUGAAGCUAAAAUUUUCACUUCCUUAAAGGUGUUGCAUAUUUUAGAGCCAGUACUUGAGAAAUAAAUAUCAGUGCGACUACACCCCAAAUAAAGCAUCUGGUGUACAGAAAAAUUAUGAAAAAUAUCUGAGACCAUUGAUCUACCAUUCUCGCCAUUCUGCCUCCCAAGAGAUAGGAAAUAUUUCUUUUCUCUUAACCUAAGAAUUUAAUUAACUCCCAAAAUCUCAGGAAUAAUAAUUUUAACAGUUAUAGCUGAAAAAGAUAUUAAUGCUCUCAUAACUUUGUAUUAAAGUUAUGCAUUUUAAAAAUUUUACAGAUUUUUUUUUAUUUGUAUCAGUUUCAAAAGUGCCUACCUGUCAAUAAAAUGUUUUCAUUCUAAUAUCCAUUAAUGACUUAGUAUUUUAUGUUCAGCUAUUGAGGAGGUAAGGCAAUUGGCCCUGGCCACAAGUGUAAAUGUUUUUUUUAAUAUAUGCUAAAAUUCAUAGAAACCCCGCGGAAAACUAGCUUCAAUGUUUUGCCUUUUUAGCUGCCAGACUUUUUAAGAUAUGAUGAUUAAAUGCACCUGCUUUGAAUAACACUCUCUCAAUUAAUAACAGUGAAAGCACAAGAUUUUCAAUCAAUUUCUAAAGUAAAUAUUGUAUAAAUGACUCAUUCUGCCUGCUAAUGCCAAACCAACUUACAGCAAAAAUUAACCAUGUGACACUGAUAAGGAUUUCCUAGACUCACUGGAAUAUUUUCCUACAUUACUGUUUUUAGUCCUCCAUAGGUAACUGUUACUUUCAUUUGAAUAUGAAUGAUAGGACAGAGUUUCAUAUAAGGUAUUCAACACUGAGAAAUGAAUGUCAGUGAACAGCUGAUUGAGCCCUAGUGCAAUCUUGCACAAGCUUAUUUGUGUAUUCUGGCAGUGACUAAUACCAGUGAAUGAAGUACGAGUAAUGUAGCAUUAUUAUUCUUACAUAGUACAUCAUUGUAAUGUAAAACCAUGGCUUAACCUUUUUAUUUGUGGAUAAUUUCCUUUACAGCAAUUUUCAGAGCUAAAAAAGUAUACAUAAAAAACUUAUUUCUUUUAAAAUGUGCCUUCUGUAAAUUGCUUGAAGUAAGUUUAUAGUGUUUUUGAUAGCUCCAUGUAACUGAGAAAAUAACUAAAUCAAGUGAGUGUGUUAAGGAAGCACUUGGCUUCUCUAAUUGUAUUGUUCAAGGACAAGCUUAAUGUGAGUAAUAUGUAUCCUUUUAAUGUAUCUUAUUAUAAACGAAGCUUAAAUUUUAAGAACAAUGAAACAACAAAUAUUUAGAUG